Molecule: messenger RNA, 1238 nt
Organism: Trypanosoma cruzi
Lineage: Eukaryota; Euglenozoa; Kinetoplastea; Trypanosomatida; Trypanosomatidae
Product: trans-sialidase, putative
Exons: 1
Biological process (GO): ganglioside catabolic process; oligosaccharide catabolic process
Cellular component (GO): membrane; intracellular membrane-bounded organelle; cytoplasm
Molecular function (GO): exo-alpha-sialidase activity
Source: RefSeq, a predicted model, not a curated record
AUGCUCUCACUUGUUGCUGCAGUGAAGGCACCCCGCACACACAACCGUCGCCGCGUGACCGGAUCCAGCGGGAGGAGGAGGGAAGGAAGAGAGAGUGAGCGGCAGAGGUCCAACAUGUCCCGGCGUGCGUUUAAUUCCGCGGUGCUGCUCCUCCUCGUCGUGAUGAUGUGCUGCGGCAGUGGUGGAGCUGCAGCCACUAAUAAGGGGGCUUCAACUCAGGGAACUUCACCGGAGAAAUAUUUUGAUUGGAGAGAUAAAAAAGAAGGAGAAACAGUGAGUUUGCUCCGUGAUCCCAGUCUUGUUGAGGUGAAUGGUGAUGUGUUUGCCGUUGCCGAGGCGCAGUGCACGGAAGCCAGCAAGAGCGGUUUUACUGGGAUUGCCUCGGAGCUCUUGACGUUGACUGAAGAAUCAUCAAAAGAGGAGUUUGAUGCAACUCAAUUGAAGACACAAGUACUGGAGGAAUGUCCUGCCGAAAGUACUGGUUGUGCCUCCCAAACAGAAGCUCAGGAUGAUGAUGAUUCCAAAAGCCGGAAAAAAGUACGUGUGAGCCGGCCAACAACAGUUGUGAAGGGAAGCGAUAUUCACAUGCUUGCUGGAACCUACAGUUUUGAAGUUACUGAAGGCGUUGAUCAGACAGCUGCAGCAGCUAAAUGGGGACUUUUGGUGGCGAGCGGCAACGUCAGUACUGAGGGCAGCGAUAAAAGAAUUUAUUGGAACGACGCUUACGUUAUCCCGUCGACUUAUUUUGAAAAGCAACACGAAUCCUUGACAGGACUGAUUGGCGGCGGUGGAUCGGGUCUUAAGAUGAAGGACGGUACGCUUGUGUUCCCAGUGGAAGGCACGAAGGAUGGAAAGGCCGUUUCGCUGAUCAUAUACACAGCCACUGAUGGUGGGAAUCUGUCGAAGGGGAUGUCUGACGAUGGCUGCAGUGAUCCCUCCGUCGUGGAGUGGAAGGACAAACUCAUGAUGAUGACUGCGUGUGGUGAUGGCCGCCGCAGGGUGCACGAGUCCGCCGACAAGGGGGAUUCGUGGACGGAGGCGCUCGGGACACUUUCGCGCGUGUGGGGCAACAACCAAAAGGAAGGUAAGAGACGCGGGAGCGGUUUCAUCACAGCGACGAUUGAGAACAGGGACGUGAUGCUUGUCACUCUGCCGGUGUAUCCCAAAAAGGAGAAAAAUGGAAACAACAAUGGAAAGGGCGUACUCCAUCUUUGGCUGACGGACAAUACGCGCAUGUG